UAUACACAUAUAAAUACAUAUAUAUAUGUGUGUAUAUAUAUAUGUCUAUAAUACAUAAAUAUAUGUAUAUAUGUAUGUGUGUAUAUAUAUAUAUAUAUCUGGAAUAACGGAAGGAAUUUAGCUUAUUAACCAGAACCACUUCGAGCCGGCGACUUGAGACAUCGCAGUGAUUUUUCUGUAUUUAUCACACACCUACACACAUAUACGCGCGCACCUAUAUAUAUAUAUAUAAAUAUAUAUAUAUAUAUAAAUAUAUAUAUAUAUAUAAAUAUAUAUAUAUAUAUUUAUAUUAUAUAUAUAUAUAUUUACCAUAUAAAUCAUUAUUAUAUAUAAUAUAAAUUACUACCAAGGAUGACUAAGGAUCGUCUUGCGGCGCUUAAAGCGGCAGUCAGCGAUGAUGAUGAGGCUGAAGAAGUGGCUGUCCAAGUUGAGAGUGGAGGUGGGUUCAUGGAAGAAUUUUUCGAACAGGUUGAAGAGAUUCGGCGAAUGAUCGACAAAAUAUCUGACAAUGUGGAGGCAGUUAAGAAAAAACAUAGUGAUAUACUAUCAGCCCCACAGACUGAUGACCAAAUGAAAGAAGAGCUGGAAGAAUUGAUGACGGACAUCAAGAGGACAGCUAACAAAGUUCGAGGAAAAUUAAAGGCUAUUGAACAAAACAUUGAACAAGAAGAACAUUCUAAUAAGUCAUCAGCCGAUCUCAGGAUACGAAAAACACAGUAUUCUACAAUAUCACGUAAAUUUGUUGAAGUCAUGAAUGAUUACAACACAACACAGAUAGACUACAGGGACCGGUGUAAAGCACGCAUAAAGAGGCAAAUGGAGAUAACUGGCCGUACUACAACUAAUGAAGAACUAGAAGACAUGUUAGAAUCUGGGAAUCCAGCCAUUUUCACACAAGGGAUAAUAAUGGAGACCCAACAAGCUAGGCAGACAUUAGCAGAUAUUGAGGCCCGACAUGAGGAUAUUAUCAAAUUAGAAAAUAGUAUAAGGGAACUACACGACAUGUUUAUGGACAUGGCUAUGUUAGUAGAGAGCCAGGGUGAGAUGAUUGAUCGAAUAGAAUAUAAUGUUGAAGCAGCAGUUGACUAUAUAGAAACAGCAAAAAUGGAUACAAGGAAAGCUGUGAAAUACCAAAGUAAAGCCAGACAGAAAAAAAUCAUCAUUAUCGUCGUCGUAAUUUUGUUACUAGGUCUUUUGAUUGGUCUGGCCUUUGGUCUUAGCUAGUCUUUCUUUGUGUCCUCAUCUAUCACGUCUAUCUGCGCUCCUCUACACACUUCAAUGAGGAUUGCACCCGUUAUCUGCACUGAAUAUUCCUACGUCUGUCCGACAACCCAGUGGCUUGCUGUCAGGCAGGCAACCUACUUGGUUACAUGGUUACCUCGAAAACAAUGCUAUGUUUUGUUUUGUUAUGUUUUAACUAUUAUGUUUGACCACCUCUGUCUGUCUGUGUCUCUUCUCAUGUCUGUCUGUCUGACUGCUUGUCCCUCUGUCUGUUUGUCCCUGUGUCAAUCUGUUUACUAUUCAAUCAUUUUGUAUGAUUGUACCUUUGAUUGUUUUGCUGUGUGAGUGGAUUGAUAGAAUUGAAAUAAUACCUUGUGGUGUUUGUUGUGGCUUUUUAUGUUCUGAGUUCAAAUCAGCUGAGGGUCAACUUUACUUUUUAUCCUUCCAGGGUUGAUAAAAUGAAGUACUAAUCAGGUAUUGGGCUCAUAUAAUUGACUGUUCCUUACCAUUUAUAAGAAAAUAUUAUUAUCAUUAUUACUAAGGCUGAAGGCAGCAAGCUGGCAGAAUCAUUAGCAUGCUGGGCAAAAUGCUUAGCAGUAUUUCAUCUGUUGCUAC
Molecule: messenger RNA, 1836 nt
Organism: Octopus sinensis (East Asian common octopus)
Lineage: Eukaryota; Metazoa; Mollusca; Cephalopoda; Octopoda; Octopodidae
Product: syntaxin
Exons: 10
Coding region: 352-1224 (290 amino acids)
Biological process (GO): intracellular protein transport; vesicle fusion; exocytosis
Cellular component (GO): SNARE complex; plasma membrane; endomembrane system
Molecular function (GO): SNAP receptor activity; SNARE binding
Source: RefSeq, a predicted model, not a curated record